ACUAUUGGAGGGCAGAUCAUGUACUUAACUGGAAUGGUGGACAAACGGACCCUGGAAAAAUACGAAAGAGAAGCAAAAGAAAAGAACAGAGAGACAUGGUACCUGUCGUGGGCUUUGGACACAAACCAGGAGAGAGACAAGGGCAAGACGGUUGAAGUUGGAAGAGCGUACUUUGAGACUGAAAAACACUUCACUAUACUCGAUGCUCCCGGACACAAGAGCUUUGUCCCCAACAUGAUUGGAGCGUCACAAGCUGACCUAGCUGUUCUGGUGAUUUCAGCGAGAAAGGGUGAGUUUGAGACCGGCUUUGAGAAGGGCGGGCAGACGCGGGAACAUGCCAUGCUGGCUAAAACAGCCGGAGUUAAACAUCUCAUUGUCCUGAUCAACAAGAUGGAUGACCCCACUGUCAACUGGAGCUUAGAAAGGUAUGAAGAGUGUAAGGAGAAGCUGGUGCCCUUUCUGAAAAAGGUGGGCUUCAACCCCAAGAAGGACAUCCACUUCAUGCCUUGUUCUGGACUCACAGGUGCCAACCUCAAGGACCCGGUGCCUGAGUGCCCCUGGUACACGGGUUUGCCAUUUAUUGCCCACCUGGACGGUUUGCCAAAUUUCACCAUCAGUGACGGACCAGUCAGACUACCUAUAGUAGAUAAGUACAAGGACAUGGGGACCGUUGUCCUUGGGAAGCGGAGUCUGGCUCCAGUCAGUAAAGCUCAGCAGCUGUCAUUGAUGCCAAACAGGCACACAGUGGAGGUGUUGAGCCUGCUGAGUGAUGAUGUGGAGACAGAUGAUGCGUGCCCCGGGGAGAAUCUGAAGCUGAGGCUGAAGGGCAUCGAGGAGGAAGAAAUCCUUCCUGGUUUCAUUCUUUGUAGUCCUGACAACCUUUGUCACUCUGGCCGCACGUUUGAUGCACAGAUCGUCAUCAUUGAGCACAAGUCAAUCAUUUGUCCUGGUUACAAUGCAGUCCUACACAUUCAUACCUGCAUUGAAGAAGUGCAAAUAACAGCCUUAAUCUGUCUGGUGGAUAAGAAGUCAGGUGAGAAAAGCAAAACACGGCCACGCUUUGUUAAACAGGACCAGGUAUGUAUCGCCAGGCUUCGGGCAGCAGGAGUCAUCUGCUUAGAGACCUUCAAAGACUUCCCUCAGAUGGGACGAUUCACACUGAGAGAUGAGGGCAAAACUAUCGCCAUUGGUAAAGUGCUGAAGCUGGUGCCAGAAAAGGACUAAAAUGCAACAGUGGCAGCAUGCAUGGAGUUCUUCCACUUGUUACCAGAGGAGAAACACUGCUAGAGCCGACCCAAACAGCUACUCUCUCUUUACACACAACUAUGCUGAAGAGAAGAUCAACCAAGUGUGAAAGAGAAUAAAUUGCAUCAAAUGAAGAAAACGAGACUGAAUCAGUUAUGAACAAUAUGAAACGAGAGACCAAGUACCAGUGUCAGCUUUCUCAUAUUGAGAGCUCAGCUAUGCCACUAAUGUAGCUACUUGUCCCCCUUGUGUACUCCCACAGCUAACCCCGCUGUCGGCUGACCACGCCAUUUGUUUUUAGAAUGGAGAUGGAUGCAGUGUUACUGAGUCUGGGGAAGAAUAACAAAACAAAACAAUGACAGAAUGAUCUCAUAUCCUGCAAAAGACCAGAGUUAGCCUGUAACCAGAAUUUUUCAAAGUGCAUCUCCCCCUUUUUAAAAGUGGGAUUAAGAAUCCACUGGACAUUUUUAUUUGGUUUUAAGGAUUGUUGUACCAAAAUGUUUUAGUUUGGUCUCUCUCCACCUGAGAUGGUUUGAUUGGAUUGAGCUCAGUUAACUACUCUGAUGAACCAAGGAUAAAGAAACAUUCACAGACAGACACAGCUGUUACAUAAUCGAAACUGAAAAUAAAUGAUCAAGCUGCAAAAC
Molecule: messenger RNA, 1892 nt
Organism: Sphaeramia orbicularis (orbiculate cardinalfish)
Lineage: Eukaryota; Metazoa; Chordata; Actinopteri; Kurtiformes; Apogonidae
Product: eukaryotic peptide chain release factor GTP-binding subunit ERF3A-like
Molecular function (GO): GTPase activity; GTP binding
Source: RefSeq, a predicted model, not a curated record